Messenger RNA from Cuscuta campestris, 1756 nucleotides. Lineage: Eukaryota; Viridiplantae; Streptophyta; Magnoliopsida; Solanales; Convolvulaceae. The record is from the annotation of a GenBank genome assembly.
CUUGCAGGGACUCUUGUGGAGAGGAAGGUGCUAGAGUACCUUCAUAUUAAAUGAGGAUGAGGACAAGUGAAGAAACCCCCUUGAAGAAGGUGAUGACUACCCAUGAUAUUUCUUUUUCUCUUACAGAGGCUGCCCCUACUUUUAAUUGUGAUUUUGGCAGUGGCUUUCUUCAAUUGUCACCUCACAUUUCUUGAGUAUGUAAAUUAUAUAGUGAUACUUUUGUAAAUGCAUUACAUCUUUCACAGCUCAAAGUUAUUUUCCAAUUUGCAAACUUCUACUUUUGUCAACAAGUUUUAUAUAUGUAUCCGGAGUAGGUGAUUUUGUAAAAAAUGACCAAUUAAUUAUUUGUAAUUAACCUUUUCCUCCCGGUCAUUUGUGUGUUUUUACCUUUUUAAUUUCCGAAUCAAGUAAACGAUACUAGACUCGGUCUAGUAUAGUUUACCCGGUUAGGUAAUUUACACCAUCUUUUUGGCGCCGACUGUGGGACCGUUAAGGUUUCUUUUCAUCUAAACACAAACCUACCCACAAAAACACCACUCAAAAUGUCUUCAAGCCAACAAAUCAACGCUACUUCUGCUCAAGUGCAAGCCACCGCUGAGGGGGCCACCAUCCCCAUGGUUGCUACCCAACCGGCUAUCUCGGCUCCAGUGGCGCCAUUGGGAUUAAGUUCAACCCCAACACCAAGCGUGGUCACCCCGUUCACAAUUCUUGUCCCUUCUGCUGGACCGAGCAUGACCCAGUUCAUGAGUGACCCGGCCAACCUACAGGCCAUCCAAGGCUUUGGCCAGGUCAUGGCCAUGUGUCAGCAGAAUGGGGGAUGCCAUUCCUCCCAGGCAUGUUUCCAUUCGCCCUUCCAGGCGCUGGAACGAUGCCCCUUCAAACUCCAAUGGCAGUGUCACCAAUCCAGACGCCAGUACCACAACCAUCACCUUUCCAGCCGCAGUUGGUCAGCACUGUGCCCCCCCGUCAAUUUGACUGGUGCGCUUAACGCCGCUGGGCCAUCACGCCCUCCGCAGGGUACAAAUCCACAAAUCACUCCUGAUGGUUAUUGCGUCUCGGUUGAGAGCGGUGACGAUGAGUGGGACAUUCCCAGGACCCACAAAAAGAAGAAAGGAAAAACCAUCCGACAAGCAAUAUCCCGAAACUCUGCCUUCGAAAGGCUUGGAGAUAGGGAAGAGGGUCAGAGGAAGUCGGCCAAGCUGAGACUAGGACAGAGCAUUGCCCAUGUUAGCGUGUUCGCCCGAUUUGGCGAAGGGAGGGAGUUCGAGCCUGCCCGUACCCAGCGCUCCUGGUCGAACCGGCAUUUGCCUGCGAAGACAAGGGCUUCCCGCCAAGAAGAAGAAGCGGAAAGUCAGCCCCGUGGACCGGUGAUUAAUUGGCUAACCAUGCCGAAUGAUCGCGUCCAGAAAAUGGAGGCGAAACUGAAGAGGUUGGAGAAGAAAGUGGGGGAGAAGAGUGACCGGGAUAAACCCCUAGCCGGGUCCCCGUUCACUACAAGGGUCCAUCUGACACCUUUCCCGUGAAAGCAAGAAAGAAAAAAGAAAUCCAGCAGCUUCUCCUUGUUCAAUAACGCAAGCAGUGCAAUAGGCGGACCAGAGCUCCGAUCUUCAACGUCUCUCCGCCAAAUUCCUUCAACGCUCCAACGAUCCCCUACAUUUAUCGCUAGAAUCAAUUACCAACGGGAAGAAAUCAACAGAACAAUCCUUCGGCUAUAAAUUGAAGACAAAUCACAGCUGAACAAAGGGGGGAUCCACAC